Molecule: messenger RNA, 936 nt
Organism: Cynara cardunculus var. scolymus (artichoke)
Lineage: Eukaryota; Viridiplantae; Streptophyta; Magnoliopsida; Asterales; Asteraceae
Exons: 1
Coding region: 123-722 (199 amino acids)
Source: RefSeq, a predicted model, not a curated record
UUUAAUAUUCGAAUAAUUUAUUAUAUUUACGAUUUUAACCCUGUCUCUUCACUUAUCAAAUUGGAUUCUGGGGGCAUUUUCGGAAGAUUGAAAGGACUUACUUGCUAACCUGGCGGAUCCUCAUGAAAACUACCAUGAACCACUCACGUAGGCAAUUGCCGCCCGUGGCGCCACAUAAGCGAAAAGAGAGAGAUGAAACCUUUGACUUUCUAAAGCCGUCAACGCCAAUUAUAAGAUCAUCAUCAUCAAAGCUAGCCAAGCCGAAGCCGUUUGCUCCUGGACCUCGACCCAUGGCUCCAAUCAAGCCAUUCAAAGCCGCAGAUACUCUUCCAGCCAAUAACAUUCUCCUAGCCGGAUAUUUGGCUCAUGAGUUCCUCACAAAGGGUACAUUAUUCGGCCAAUCAUAUGAUCCGGCUCAUGCAAAACCCGCACCGGCUUUGUCGGCUGCUAGUUCAGCCGGUUUUGGUACAAUGAAGCAGCCGACCAGUGGCUUUGUUAACAGGGAUAAAGGAAAGACCGUUGAGCCUGAGCUUAAAGCUAUGCAAAAGCUAAAGCCAAAGCCAAAGCCAAAGCCAAAGCCGAACAAGAAUGACAGUAAUUUUAGGUUACAACUGUCUAAGAAUCAAAGGUAUGCCCGGGUAUCGGAGCUGCUCAAGAAUGGGGCCCACAUACCGGGUAUUGUUAACCCGUCACAGCUUGCUCGUUUUUUAGACGGUAAAUGAAGUUUUUGUUAUCAGUUUAAUUCUCGGUUUUUAAUAGAAUCAUUAAAAUCUAAAAAGUGGUUGAAGAAAAUGUUAAUGAGCAUGAUAUGAAGUUUGAAAAUUGCAUGUGCAUUGAGGUGUUGUACGGUACAUGUAUCAAUGCUAUGACGUGUGUAGCGGUGCUUGUUUUUGUUGGUUAGUAAAAUAUUGAUGAUGUAUAAAAUGACAAUUUUGA